Molecule: messenger RNA, 2664 nt
Organism: Rhinolophus ferrumequinum (greater horseshoe bat)
Lineage: Eukaryota; Metazoa; Chordata; Mammalia; Chiroptera; Rhinolophidae
Product: protein phosphatase 1 regulatory subunit 15B-like
Biological process (GO): response to endoplasmic reticulum stress
Cellular component (GO): endoplasmic reticulum; protein phosphatase type 1 complex
Molecular function (GO): protein phosphatase regulator activity
Source: RefSeq, a predicted model, not a curated record
UUUGGCAGCGCUUGGCUGGUGGCGUAAGGCCCGUCGUCCUGGUUCCCGGCCGGUUGCCUGGGGGUGUCCGGCCUCGGCGCUGGCCCUGCGGCCAUUUUAGCUCAGGUUUGUCCCCGAGCCUGCCUGCCUGGCCGCCCAGUCCUUCCCGGGCGUGCUGUGAGGGGCUUGUUAACGGUCCGUCUCUUGUGGAAAGUGGCGCGGCCGCCGCUGGAGGCCUCUGUAUGGUGGAGAGGCCUCGAGCCGAUUAGGACCGCUACUUCCCGCCGGCAUGGGUGUUGUCGCCGCCGCUGUAUCCAGCGCCGGCCAUUCCGGACUGGGGCCUGCCGCCUGUGGCCGAAGCCGCUGCCCUCUGUGGCUCUUCUGCUGGCCCGGGGACCGGCCUGGGGCGCCGACAACGCCGCGAGGCGAGGCCGGGACCGUCUAGGCCUCUCCGGAUCCUGUCCGAGCUCCUGCCUCCUGGUCCGCGUACCUCGCUGAGACACUGUCAAGAGCCGGGCGAUGGAACCGGGAACGGACGGGCCACGAGGAGGGCUGGCGCCUCGGACGGGCCCCCUGUUCCGGCUGCCCUUCUUUCGUCGGCGCUCGCCACCAAGCACUGUCAGGUUCCCCACACCUCUUGUCGCGGAGCAUCCCGGGGACCCUAAAACGGCUUCCUCUCCCCGGCCUGACGCUCGGACCAGCUACUGGAUGAAGCUCCUUUCCCAGCUCUUCGCGCCUCUCCCCAUCCUGCUUCAGAAGCUGCUGAUUUGGAGCCAGCUUUUCAGUGGGAUGAUUCCGACCAGAUGGAUAGAUUACACUGGAGGCUACAGCGCCCUGAGAUCCCUGAGAGCUCGGGAGGACCCGGCUGGUCCCGCGUCGCAGAAAUCUCUGAGUGCGCUGCGGCUGGACCCCUCGGCCGACUCGACUGCCAGUCUCCUGGACUGGCCACAGGAGGAGAUCCACUGGCAGCGCUCGUCCCCCGAUCUAGAAUUGGAACUGAAAGCCCAGGGAAGAGCCAUGAACCCUGCGGCCCACGCAUUUCUCCUCGAGCAGCAGCUGUGGGGAGUGGAGCUGUUGCCGAAUACCCUUCAAACCCGGCUGCUCUCUGACCGGGAACUUGGCCCUUCACCCUCCGGGCCUCGAAACUUGCAGCGCUUACGCAAUUUCAACGCCGUCUCUUAUUUGCUGAACCCCUCUUAUCUGGACUGCCUGCCGCUGGUAGAGCUCAGCUAUCAGAACGGCAUCGGAAGUGGCAAGCUAGUUGACUUCCAGACUGUAAGCUCAGAGAGCAGCUGUCUGCCUGAGGAUCAUUCUCAUCCCCAGCCACUGAAUGCUGAGGUCACUCGCGCCUCGUGGCAGGGAUGUCCACCUCUUUCUAGAGAAGGUCUGCCAGAAAUCCAUCAUGUUUGUAUGAAACGACUGGAAUUCCUUCACCAGGCUAGCAAGGGGCAAGCGUUACCUACCUCCGACCAAGAUUAUGGCUACCACAGCCUGGAGGAGGAACACAGCCUUCUCCGGAUGGACCCGAAGCCCUGCAGAGAUAGUCCGACACAGUUUGUUACCCCUGCUGGAGCCAUUCCUGGAACCGCCCAGGAACCCACGGAGGGAAAAAUAGAAUUGACUAAAGAGGUUCCUCUUGCUUUGGAAAAACAGGGCCCUUCAGAAAGCUGUGCAUCUUGUGAGGUACCUAUGGAAAGAGAGCCAGGGGAAGACCAAAUAACUGUAGUUGACUCCUCAGACAUAGACGAUGACCUUCCCAUUUCUGCCAGACCAGCGUGUGGUAACAGAUUGAUAGAUUACAUUUUGGGAGGUGUACCCAGUGACCAGGAAACAAAUUCUGAUUCAGAAGGUGUGGACUGGGAUGAGGAAGCUAAGGAUGAUGGUUUUGAUAGUGAAAGCUCACUCUCAGAAUCAGACAAACAAGACUCUGAAGGGCUUCACCUUUGGAACUCUUUCUACAGUGUAGAUCCUUAUAAUCCCCAAAACUUUACAGCAGCGAUUCAGACUGCUGCCAGAAUUGUUCCCGGGGACUCCUCUGACUCAGAGAAGGAUUUGCCUGACGAAUCUGAUCUAGAGAAUUCUUUCCAUACUGACCUUUCUGAGUCUCCUGACCAUAAUUCUGGGGAGGAUGAUGACUGGGAAUCUAGUGCAGAUGUAGGAGAGAGUCUCAAGCUGUGGAACUCUUUUUGUAAUUCGGAUGAUUCCUACAACCUUUUAAAUUUUAAAGCGUUUCAAACAUCAGGGAAAAAUUGGAAAGGCUGUCAUGACUCAGAGAGGCCAUCUGAAUCCACUGUGGCCCUUUCUGAGUGUCACACCUUACUGUCCUGUAAGGUGCAACUGUUAGGGAGCCAAGACAGUGAAUUUCCAGACUUGUUACAGGGUGGGGUUCUUUCUGGAGAAAGACACACACAUAUCAAGAGAAAAAAAGUAAUCUUCUUUGAAGAAGUUACUGAGUAUUAUAUAAGUGGUGAUGAGGAUUGCAAAGGACCAUGGGCAGAAUUUGCACGGGAUGGAUGCAGGUUCCAGAAACCAAUUCAAGAAACAGAAGAUGCUAUGGGAUAUUGCUUCACAUUUGAACACACAGAAAGAAUGUUUCAUAGACUCCAGGAAACAUGCUUCAAAGGACUUGAUGUUUUCGAGCCAUGUUCAGAUGAUUUGAUAGCCUCUGUCCCUAACAUACACUAA